Pseudomassariella vexata is the source of this 1455-nucleotide messenger RNA. RefSeq names its product kynurenine 3-monooxygenase. Gene Ontology annotation, cellular component: mitochondrial outer membrane. Gene Ontology annotation, biological process: NAD+ metabolic process; L-tryptophan catabolic process; quinolinate biosynthetic process. The transcript is spliced from 4 exons. The coding region runs from base 1 to 1455 and encodes 484 amino acids. The record is from RefSeq and is a predicted model, not a curated record. Gene Ontology annotation, molecular function: NAD(P)H oxidase H2O2-forming activity; FAD binding; kynurenine 3-monooxygenase activity. NCBI's taxonomy places the organism in Eukaryota, Fungi, Ascomycota, Sordariomycetes, Amphisphaeriales, Pseudomassariaceae.
AUGGCCAAGGAAAAAUUCGUCGUUGUAGGCGCUGGCCCUGUCGGAUCUCUGGCUGCUCUGUACGCGGCGCAGAGAGGCCAUGAUGUUGAAAUAUAUGAGCUCCGAGGAGAUUUGCGUGACCCUUCAACCACGCCGCUGAACUUCACCAAAUCCAUCAACUUGGCCUUGUCAGAGCGCGGCAUCAAUGCUAUGCGUCACUCUGACUCGGACAAGCUGAUCGACCAUGUAUUUGCUUCGGUGAUACCCAUGAGAGGGAGGAUGAUCCAUGGAAGAAAGCCGUCAGGAGAGACGUACGAGGAGUCUCAGGACUAUGACAUCCAUGGACGAACCAUCUUCGCCGUAGACCGGGCUGAUCUCAACAAGCGGCUGCUGGACAUACUUGAAGCCAUGCCCAAUGUCCGUUUCUUCUUCAACCACAAACUGACAGGCGCCAACUUCAAGCAGCAUAAGGCCUGGUUUGAGACCCAUGGCCAGACAGAUCAUCCGGGACGUGCUGAAGAAAUUGAAGUCGACUUCAACUUCCUGAUAGGCGCCGAUGGAGCUCACUCAGCUGUGCGAUACCAUCUUAUGAAAUAUGUCCGAAUGGACUAUGAACAAAAGUAUAUCGAUACAUUAUGGUGUGAAUUCACCAUCAACCCAAAGAUCGGUGCUGUCUCAAGAGACACCAAGUCCAAGUUUGCCAUUUCACCCAACCAUCUCCAUAUUUGGCCUGGAAAGAAGUUCAUGUUCAUCGCGAUACCGAGCGAGGACGGCUCUUUUACCUGCACUCUCUUCCUGCCGAAUGCAUAUUUCGCCGAAUUGGAGACAGAAUCUUCCAAGUUACCGGCAUUCUUUGAUCAUCACUUCGCAGGGGUGACUUCACUAAUCUCACCCACUGACCUGAUUUCUCAGUUCAAAGCCAACCCUCACCUGCCCCUCAUUAGUAUCAAAUGCAAACCGUAUCACUUUUCCAGCUCUGCAGUCAUCCUUGGCGAUGCCGCGCACGCUAUGGUGCCUUUCUAUGGGCAGGGGAUGAACGCCGGCCUCGAAGAUGUGCGUGUCCUGUUCUCCAUCUUGGACAAGUACUCAACAUUGGAGUCCAACAACCCAAUUGACCCAGAACCGCUCGAUGCGGCGUACCAAAGAACCUUGGCCCUGGCGGAGUAUUCAACCUUACGUACUCUGGAUGCACAUGCGAUUAACGACCUUGCGUUGCAAAACUACGUCGAGAUGCGUGCGUCGGUUUUGUCUCCCACGUACCGCCUGCGCAAGUACAUGGAGGAGCUGCUCUCGGUACGGUUGCCUCGCUUGGGGUGGCAAACCAAGUAUUCGCGUGUUAGCUUUGGUAAUGAGCGAUAUUCCGAAGUAGUGGCCAAGAGUGAUCAUCAAAAUAAAGUGUUGAUGAGGGCAGUGAAGGCGCUGGUUGGUGGCACACUCAUGUUUGGUACGAUCUUUGACAAAUGGCCGGCUAUUUGA